Messenger RNA from Angiostrongylus costaricensis, 630 nucleotides. The record is from the annotation of a GenBank genome assembly. NCBI's taxonomy places the organism in Eukaryota, Metazoa, Nematoda, Chromadorea, Rhabditida, Metastrongylidae.
UUGAGAAAAGUGUGCAUUCAGUCUCCUCUUCGAUUCUACGAAUGGAGUCGCACAAUUCCUCAGAGGUUGAUCAACACCGAACGGUUUAAAUUUUUCUUCUUGUUAACAGAGAUUCAGGUUAUUUCCAUAAAUAAAUUAUACGAGUUAUCCGACGAUGCGAAGCGGAAGGAAUGGCUAGAUGAUUGGCUGAGCUUCAUGCAUAGGAUCGGAAAGCCGGUGACACGAAUCCCGAUAAUGGCGAAACAGGUGCUCGAUUUAUACGAGUUGUAUCGUCUUGUUGUCCAACAUGGUGGUCUUGUUGAAAUUAUCAACAAAAAACUCUGGCGAGAAAUUACUAAAGGUCUUAAUCUACCAUCCAGUAUCACUUCGGCUGCGUUCACCCUUAGAACUCAAUACCAGAAAUACCUUUACGAUUACGAAUGCGAAAAGGAAGCACUAUCAAACCCAUCAGAUCUUCAGGCCGCCAUUGAUGGAAAUCGGCGAGAAGGCCGCCGGAAUGCCUCGGCACCGAACUUCGGACCACUCGGUUAUCCUCUACCGCAUGCUUCGACUGCAGCCAAUCUACUCACGAAACCAUUCAACGGCUUAGGAGUGAGAACUGGUAAUUAUGGUGUGAUACGCUCAUGCUAG